AUGGAUGGUAUUCUAGGAAAUGGAGGGGAGCUAAGUAAUGUCAGUGCAUUGAAUCAGCUUUUGGACUACGCCAGCGAGCUUUUGGACUACGCCAGCGAGGUGCUAGGCAAUGCUAACAUCCUCGACUUGGGCAAAACUCUUAGUGGUGGCAUCAACACUUCCCAGCGCGAAGAGGAUGGCCAAGGUAGGGGCGUCGCCGUCAAUAAGCUGGGUACGAGCAACGCUAGCUGGUUGUUUAGUACAAGAAGGCAAUUGGGCGGCGAUGGCGGCGUCAAGCACACUCCAAGCGGCGCCUAUAAGGAUGGUGUGGCUAGUAGCACCCAUGGCGCGUCUAGAGGUGUCAUCUGUGAGGGAGGCGGUCAGCACGUGGAAGACAACGCCGGAGAGGCCCAAGGCGCAGGGUUUGGUGGCGAUGCCCUUGCAGAAAAUAGUUUAGGUGGCAUCCAAGGUGUAGUUAGAGACUCAUUUUGCAAGGCUGGAGCUAACAACGCCUUAGUGGUUGGGCCUCGGGAUGCCUCAAUAGCUGGACUUGGCGACUUUGCUAGCGUGACAAAGAGCUUUGGAGCAGGAGACGUCGGUGAAUUCUGGGUAGGCGAUGCCACAAGGAAGAAGGCCUGCGUCAAUGCUGGGAUGCACUAUCAUG
This is a messenger RNA of Ilex paraguariensis (yerba mate), 643 nucleotides long. The record is from the annotation of a GenBank genome assembly. Lineage: Eukaryota; Viridiplantae; Streptophyta; Magnoliopsida; Aquifoliales; Aquifoliaceae.